AUGAUUCCGAGACCGCGCAAGACAGCAGAGAUCAUAACGAGGCCGUGCAGGAACACUGUGACUGUAUCGAGGCCGUGCGAAAAGUCCACGUCGUCGCUGUUAUUGUCGCUCAUUGUGACGGUGCUGGUUGCGCUGGCGAGCAACGGGUGCCACGUGGCAGCUGUGCCAGUUGUCGCCAACGAAUGGAAUGCGCUCCUUGCGAUCAGGGAUGAGAUGAACUUUGUGAACCCCAGUCGCAGCCCCAAGGUUUACUGGACGACCAAUGUCGACUGCUCGUUCCUGUUUGGGGUCGACUGCAACGACAAAGGGAAUGUGAUCGUCAUGUACCUGUACAAUGCGCUGGGGCCUCUCCCUGCGGCAAUAGGAAACCUUACCUUCCUAUCGGCUAUCACCACCACUGGCAAUCUCACGAUUCCAACGGAGUUUUCAAAGCUAACCAAAAUGACUUUCCUGUCCAUGAGCAGGAGCGGCAUCACAGGGCCCUUCCCCACUAUGAUCACUGCUCUGCCGAAGCUCAAAGACGUAAAGAUGAUCAACAAUUCAAUGUCUGGGCCAAUCCCUGUGGCAUUCUCUGCACUGACUAACCUAACUGUCCUCCGGCUAGACAUCAAUAAGCUCACGGGUUCAAUUCCCGCUGGGCUCUCAAGACUCGUAGCACUAACCCAGCUUAACCUGAAAGACAAUCUGCUCACAGGAGCGAUUCCCCCGUCUCUCUCUGCACUCAAGGCCAUGCAAACGCUGGAUUUUCGGAACAACAAGCUCUCUGGCACGAUCCCCUCUCAGCUCAGCGCUCUCACCAACCUGGACGGACUCUAUCUAAGCAACAACACGCUCACAGGAGCCAUUCCAGCGCAGCUCAGCACCCUCACCAACCUCCGCUUCCUGAGUGCAUCGUAUAACAAGCUCUCAGGCUCCCUGCCUGCCGGCCUCAGCUCUCUCGCUGCACUCCAGUACCUAGGCCUGGCCAACAACACGCUCACUGGGUCAAUACCCUCUGCCCUCUCCUCCCUGGGCUCUCUGGCUAUCAUGUUCCUACAUCACAACUCGCUCACGGGUUCGCUUCCUCUCCAGCUCUCUGACCUCACUUCGCUCUUUUCCCUCACCUCCCUCAUCUCUUUGUCAUCGACCUUCUCUUCCUCUCUUCCUGUCACUGCUCCCUUCCUUCUCCCUCUGACCGCCCUCCUCCCUCUGACCGCCCUUCUCCCUCUGACCGCCCUUCUCCCUCUGACCGCCCUCCUCCCUCUGACCGCCCUUCUCCCUCUGGCCACCCUCUCUCCCUUCCGUUCUCUCUCCCCCCGCUGCUCUCUCUCCCCUCGCAGGGACCUUUCAUACAACAAGCUUAACGGCACUCUCCCUCCCAUAUUCACCAGCAGCAUGCAGUUUCUAGGCUUCCUGCACCUAUCACACAACUCCUUCUUAGGUCCGCUGCCUUCCAAUCUGGCCACCUGCCAGUCGCUAUAUGAACUUGACGUCAGCAACAACUAUAUGAGUGGCAUCGUGGCGCCUGUCAUCAGCUCGCUGACGUCACUGCAGACACUUGAUCUCUCCUCCAACUAUUUCACCGGGCCAGUCCCAGCCAUGAGCUCAGCCUCUCUCAUCCAACAAUACAGCAUCCACACCAACUAUUUUUACGGCUCGGGCAACGUUCUCGACCUCGCCGGAAAUUCCAUCUGCCCGAACGCCACCUCAUCCAUCCAAACCACCAACAACUGCCUCCAAUACGCGUCCGACACCUGUACCAGCACCACCAGCACAGGUGGUAACCCUGUUACCGUAACUGAGGCACAGCGCACCGCAGCAGACUGCACAGCGUUUUGCUCGACGAGUUUUGGGCUGGUUACCACUCCGGGAAGUAACGCGCAGUGCACGUAUGGGAUCGGGGUGUGUGUGGUUAGCGCGGUUGCGGUUACCACGGGUGCGGUUACCAUACAGUGUAACUGCACGUGGCGGGGGUCGACUCUUGCGGCUAACAAGACUGCCUGCCUACCUCCUCGUAAGUCUCUCUACACCUCUCUCCACCUCUCUCCACCACUCUCCGCCACUCUACGCCUCUACACAUCUGUCUUUGAGCCAUCACAAACGGGACCAUACAGUAUGCAGCUUCCCUUCCUUCCCUCAUGUCCUUCCCCUCCUUCCUCUCCUCCCCUUCCUCCCUCUCCUCUCUCUCCUCCCCCUUUCCUUCUGUCUGCCCUACGAACAACUUUCAUUCAAUGCACCCCCCCCUUCCCCGCCCCAUCCUCCCCCACUUCCCCCCAACCAUCACCCCCGCCCUCGCCUCCCUUCCCCCCUCCGUCACCCCCACCCCCCUCUCCCCCUCCAUUCCCCCCACCUUCCCCUCCGCCCCCUUCCCCUCCCCCAUCCCCCCCUCCUUCCCCGCCUCCCAAUCCUCCCCCCUCUCCUCCAUCCCCCCCACCUAGACCCCCACCUCUUCCUCCUCCGUCCCCCCCAAACCCUCCCCCAUCUCCCCCUUCUCCCCCGCCCAAGCCUCCCCCAUCUCCCCCUUCUCCCCCACCCAAACCUCCCCCUUCUCCCCCCCUCCCCCAUCUCCCCCUUCUCCCCCACCCAAACCUCCCCCUUCUCCCCCGUCCCCUCCCCCCAACCCUCCCCCAUCCCCUCCUUCUCCCCCACCUAAACCUCCCCCUUCCCCCCCAUCCCCUCCUCCUAACCCUCCCCCAUCCCUCCUUCUCCCCCUCCCCCCCCCCAAGCCUCCCCCAUCUCCCCCCACCCAGACCUCCCCCUUCUCCCCCAUCCCCUCCCCCAACCCCCCCCAUCCCCCCAACCUCCCCCCUCUCUCCCCACCCCCUCCCCCAAACCCCCCUCCCCCCCCCUCCCCCUUCUCCCCCCCCAAACCCCCCCUUCCCCACCCCCCCCCCCCUCCCCCUUCUCCUCCCCCCCACGCCCCCCUCCCCUCCCUCCUCCCUCCCCUCCCCCUUCCCCUCCCCCACGCCCCCCUCCCCGCCCUCCUCCCUCCCCUCCCCCUUCCCCUCCCCCACGCCCCCCUCCAAGCCCUCCUCCUUCUCCUCCUCCUUCCCCUCCACCCCGCCCUCCCCCCGCCCUUCCCCUCCCCCCCCUCCCCCUCCCCCCCCCACGUCCCCCUCCAAGCCCUCCUCCCUCCCCUCCCCCUUCCCCUCCCCCACGUCCCCCUCCCCGCCCUCCUCCUUCCCCUCCACCUUCCCCUCCACCCAGCCCUCCUCGCCCCCCAUCCCCACCUCGACCUCCCCAUCCUCCUUCUCCCCCCCCUUCUCCCCCACCAAACCCUCCUCCUCACCCCCUCCUCCUCCCCCCUCACCUCCCCCCCCCCCCCCCCACCCCCGUCACCGCCCCCAUCCCCCCCGCCACCUUCCCCUCCUCCAUCCCCCCCUCCUUCCCCCCCUCCCCCUCCCCUCCCCCUUCUCCCCCAUCUCCUCCACCAAAGCCACCCUCGCCACCACCUUCCCCUCCCCCCCCUUCUCCCCCACCGCCUUCCCCUCCUCCCUCUCCCCCUCCUUCGCCUCCCCCUCGCCCACCCCCGUCCCCCCCUCCAUCCCCUCCUUCCCCUCCCCCAUCCCCGCCACCUCGUCCCCCGCCUUCCCCGCCCCCAUUCCCUCCCCCAUCUCCCCCUCCUCGCCCUCCCCCUUCGCCUCCCCCUUUCCCCCCUCCGUCGCCCCCCCCGCGGCCACCACCCUCCCCACCACCGCCUCCCAUGUUGCCAUUAUUGGACGGCGGCUGGAGAAGUCGCGGGAGGCGCGCGUUCAGCGGAAGGAAUCCGCGGAGGAGGAGUUUCAGCAAUGGGCGCGCCAAGUAGCAGCGCAAGAUCCCGAGCUGAUGGAGAUGUUUGGUGAUUCCAUGCUGGACCCGCAGCAGAUGCAGGAGAAGAUGGAGGAGCGCAUUCGCUCGAAGCAGGCAGAGCUGCUGGCGGAGAAGCGAGGCAGUGGGGCGACCAUGCAGGUGGCCAUUAAAGAGAUCGACCCCUUUGACAUGUACAUCUGGUUAGAGCUGCACAAGACACCAUCAGAAGACGAUAUGAAUACGCUUGGCAGCGUCAUACGAGCGUGGUACGUUGUGGGCAAGCUGGGAGGAUACAACUCGGCCAACCUGCAG
Molecule: messenger RNA, 4080 nt
Organism: Closterium sp. Yama58-4
Lineage: Eukaryota; Viridiplantae; Streptophyta; Zygnematophyceae; Desmidiales; Closteriaceae
Source: the annotation of a GenBank genome assembly